Toxoplasma gondii ME49 is the source of this 7478-nucleotide messenger RNA. RefSeq lists its product as hypothetical. The coding region runs from base 966 to 7091 and encodes 2041 amino acids. Lineage: Eukaryota; Apicomplexa; Conoidasida; Eucoccidiorida; Sarcocystidae. The transcript is spliced from 15 exons. The record is from RefSeq and is a predicted model, not a curated record.
CGAUGCAUCGCGUAAGUGGAAUUUUAUGUUCCCUCAUUUUCUCUGCUUUUCCCUAACUUGCCGCGCUCGCCGGAACUCGGCACGCGUUUUGAGGAUGUGCAGAGUUGAUGUGGCGCGUACUCACAAAAAUAUAUCAGUUCUCUUGUCCUGUUGAAGAUCUUUUUUCUGUCACUGAAGGUCAGACAUGAUAUAUCUUCUUGGUGAUCGCUGAUUAUCGUCUCUCCAGCGUCACUUCCGUCUCGUAAAGGCACACCUGUCUCGACCGGACUCCAGUUGAGGAAGAUCCCUUGAAGGGUCUUCGGAGGUUCCUCUUGUCUGCUUCAGGGUUCCAACAUUUAUUUUGCUUCGCGCUGCUUAUCUCCCAGAUUUUUGUUUUUCCUGUUAACAAUUGCCUGAAAUAAGCUUGUCUCGUACCCACCAGGAAGCACCUGGAACGACUGAAUAACUUGCGAAACUGUUGUUUCUUCCAGGAUCGGCCAGAGUCGUUGGCGGGGCGGCCGCGCUGGCGUCAAAAAUCACUUGAAGUAACACCCCCCUUCUUCUCCUCUAAUACUUCGCUGUUCAUAUCUCCAGCUCCCUUUAUACCCGAUUGUUGCUCAGAUUCGGCCACAACUGAGUUUCGUUUGAAUUUGCGCGUCGCAGGAAGCAUUUCCUCUCUAGGCUUUCGCUAGAAGUCGCUGCCGGACUCAGCCCCUUGAAACCCGACUGUUUCAAGCACAAGGACGACACAGAGUGACCUGUCAGAGCUGAAAAAAAGUUCGAUUACUCCUUAGGCACGUGCACAUUCAAGCUCCCUCUUAAGCAACAGCAUCUUGGAGACUUCCCACUAUCGCACGACUUUUCCCGCCGUAUCGCUUUUUGUUCUGCGCUCUGACUUUCGCCUUCUUCUCGGAUGUCUUCCAACAAGUUAUUGGCAGACGAAGGUAACGGCCUUCUUCUGCAUCCCCUUCAGCAGUCUGUCUUCUAUGUUGUCCAGGAUGCCUGAGCCGGCAUGCGGCUCUUCGUAUUUGGGUCCCCCGUCGCUGAAUUUGCCAUCCUUCCCGUCAGGGUCUUGCGGUGCCACCGCGAACUCGGCUCUUCGACGCCUGCCGGAACCGUGCCGUGAACAACUUGAGCGCGAUUUGGCGGUAUUUGCGCGGGGUUCUACUUCAGGUGUUCCCCCGUUACCAAAUGCAUCGAAUAAGCCAGUUUGCCCGGCGGCGGGGCAAGCUCGGAUGGAUAGAGUUAAACACCGCGACUCCGAGAGAUCCCUCAGCUCUCAGAAGUUCGAGGGAAAUGAGUGGGGAAAAAAGAAAAGGGUUUUCGAGACAGAAACUCCCGAUCUCACAGGUCAUCUACGACCCGUACCCGGUGAUAGUCUCAGAGCUACAGGGCAACUCGCGGACAACGCUGCUUACUUUGCGCCCUACUCACUGACGUCUCGGGGAAAAGGGCCUGACACAAGGGACAGCGAUGCGGAAAACUCGGGACUGGAGGAACUGGCAGACAUCGGAUGCGGCUGGGAAGAAACAGAGUCAGAUGCUCAAUUAGGAGGGCUCAGCGACGCCGGUUCCGUGAGCACCGCAGCGCCUACAGAUACCCCAGCUGCGUUGCCCGGUUUGGAGGGACUUCGACGACAGACCGACGACCUUAACGAAUGGCUGGACCAUUCAAUUCGAACUCUUUUACACGCCGCGCGGUAUCAGCUUUCGGAGACGGCAGACAGCGAUCACCCUUCUGAGGCCGACGCAGUGGAAGCUGCCCGCCUCGAGUACCAAGAGGCUCUCGAGAAAAUCCAGGACGCACGUCUGAAAGACCGGGCAAAGAGCGACGUUCACAUCGCGAAACUACAAAGUCAACUUCAAAAGGCUCAGGCAGAGUGUCAAAACCUUCAGUCCACAAUCACUGAGAAAGAUGCACUCUUGAGACAGCUCCAGGCACAUGUGAAGGCAUUGCGUUCUGGGCGGGCCUCAAAGUCUGUCUCCGAAGCGCAGCCGACGGAAGUCGAUGCGCUCUUUGCAAAUCUUCUGAAUCCCGAUGAGGGAGAAGCUUUCGCCGAGGACAACCCGGUGGCAAAUUUGACACAGGCGAGCCAGCGCCUGGCUCAGAACGUGACUGGUGGACCGAAGGAAAGGAAGAAUGCCGGCGCACCCACCCCGGCUGACGUCCUCAAGACAGAGUUCGAGCUGAAACUUCAGUCCCUCCGAAGCAUCAAAGGCUCUAAUGCACCCGCGCUCCAAGAGUGGCUUCGCGUCUUUGUGUCGUCGUGGAAGACGCUGCAAACCCGCUUGAAGAGCGUCAGCAUUCCUGAAAAACCGACUGAAAAGGUCCUGCAGUUGGCGAAGGAGAAAAUCGAGAAGGAAAGGGCUUUGACGUUCAAAGCUCUUGUUCAAGUCCAGCAAGAGUGCUUGCGAGUUAUGAAGCAGGUCUUCGAGACGCCGUGGCGUGCAGAGGAACUUGCAAGAGAGAACAAGGAGCAGACUGCAAAGAUCUCGCUUUUGUCGAGCGACGUCGAGAAAACCCGCGAACACACCGCGGUCCUCGCAGCGGAGCUGAAGCGCCGCGGGCGCUUAAUCGCAAAUCUGGAGGAGGCUGUGCACAUGUUGUCGGAAAACCUGAGUCUCUGCCAAGAGGACUUGUCCACGCGGUUCGAGCAAGUGCUGGAGAGCCGAGAGAAGUGGAAAGAGGCAGAAACGGAACUGCAGCGGACACAGGCGACCCUUAAAGUGACGAAAAAGGAAGCAGCCAAGUUGGAGACGCACUUGGAGGAGGUUCUCGGCCAGUAUCGAGCCUCUCAGCGUCACGCGAGAGAUCUGCAGGUCCAACUCGAGGACAGAACAAGCUGUCUCCACGGUGUGCAGGACGACCUCAACCGAUUUGAAAAGGCCAAUGCCGAGCUCGCCGACGACUUGCAUGCAACGCGUAUCGAGCUGACAAAGACUGCGAUCGAGCUACAUGCAGAGCAACUAGCGGCGUCUCAGGAGCGUUCAUCAGAGAUUUCUGAGUGGAAGGAGAGGCAGCGGCGGAUUGAAGAGAACAUUCUGGAAGCGCUGAAGAAGUCUGAACCGAAAGCGGCUUCGGAAAGCAGUCGGGGAUUUCCCAUUCGCAUUCAUUCGCCGCGCACGAGACCCACAGGCGCUUUUUCUCGGCUCCGAUCCUCUCGGCGCAGUCCCCCUAAAACUCGGCGCGGCCUCACGCGGCUCGUCUCGGCUGUGGCUCGAACUGGAGAGGUCGAAAGGAAGCUGCAGGAAAACGCAGAGAUCGUGGCAGGGGCGAAGCAAGCGACGGCGGGUGCGCGCGACAAGGGCUCUCUGGAGAACUUGGACGAGACCUGGAAGUCGAUUAUGCAGACGGUGAAGAAGGUCGAGAGGCAAGUGCAGUCUGUCUACUCUUCGCGGAGGUCGCACACCGUCUUUGCGCGCGAACUCAGAGGUCUGGAUCGCCUCCUGGAAGGCCUCGAGCCCCAGUUCGUUCGAGCGCAUAAGGCGUUUGAGUCUCUGAAACUGCAGGCCUCGGGAGAAGCCGCCGCGCGCUUUCACCAGGCGAGCGAACUGCGCGCGAAGGAUGUCGCUCAAGCGCCUCUCGAGGCGAACAUCCGCUCGACACGACCUAAGGGUGACCAAGCGCUGCGCUGGGCGGACAAUCUGUCUGGGAAACUUUUAGGGAAAAAGAACCAGGGAAGACGGAGUCGUUUUGGAAAGAAAAUGGAGACACGAGGCCUCGCCGUCACUCGCCGAGGAAGUCGGAGCAGCGCCGACUUCAAGCGGGAGCACUCCGACAGUGCUUGGGCCAAUGUGAAUGACUCCGAUGACGAAAGAGAGAGGAAUGUUCCGUUGUCGCCUUCGGCAAGCGCGACACUGAAGGAAGAGUCCAGCAGGUCAGAGGGCACAGAUUCUGCAGAGCGGGAAUUUGCGAGCAGCCUCAGCAAAUCAAGGUCAUUCGUCUCCGAGGAUCGAGGCCGAGAUGCGUUCCCCGGUUUUCAAGGUCUCCAAAAGAAACUGCGUCGUUUUUCAUCGACAGGGAGCACUCCGUUGUCUGACGACUCCUACUCGUUUUCCGGCGUGAAUCGAAGACACCGACGAAAUCGAUCUGUGCCUCCCGGGCGCUCGCCGUCUCAGCGGAACGGGGACCACGCCGCGGCUCCGCUUGUCCAUGAAGUUAAGAGGCUCGAGGGUGAGUUGAAGCGGGCACAGGAAAUCAUCAAAGAGAUUGAGGAGACGCUUCUUGUCCCCCAGGACUACUUCAGAAAGAUGCGAGAAGUCACGGAAGAAAACAUUCGACUCAACCUUCUCGUCUGUUCUUUGCGCGCCGACAUCGAACACUGCAAAGUCGACCGCCAGGACCUGGAAUCCUUUCACCAAGUCCGGGUCGACUACGCCCAGUUCCAAGCCGAGACAGAGAAGAGAAUCCGCGAUCUGGAGAAGCAGCUGAAAGUCGAAGCCGCUGCUGCGCGCCGGAGCUCACUGCCAGAUGCGGCUGUCAGAGACGCUGCUGGCGUGGCGAGAAAAAAGUUGGAGAAUCUGCGUGUCGAACACCAGCUCGAGAUCCGGACGCUUCGGGACAUGAACGCGCUUGAAGUCGAGCGCAUGCGGCAGAAUUACGAGCGGGAAAUUUCGUCGCUCCAGCAGAUGAUUCAGACGGUGAAAGACAACACCGAGAGCGAAUAUAAAAAAAAACUCCAGCUCCUGCAGCUGCAGAAAGAGACAACGAUGGAGAAGUUUCGGAGCGAGCUCGAGACGCAGUUGCGGGAAACGAAACGAGAGUACGAGCGCGAACUCCAGGAGAAGCAAAAAGACAAAGUCGAGGCGUUGUACAAGGCGGAAAUUGCACAGCAAGCGGCUCUGACGGAGGCUUCACGCGACUUCAACAAACGACUUAAAGAAGUCGAAAAACACUACGAGGACAGACUCCUCGAACACCAAGUGCAUGUUGUGAAGGAACGUGACGGCCUGAUCGCCCGAUUCAAAACCAAGAUCGAGAACCUGACGUCUCAGCUGGAGGAGCAGAAGGAGGCGAGGUGGAAGGCACGCGAGGCACAGGACCAAGCAGAGGUGGAGCGGAAACGUCACCUGGCUGAGCUGGAGCGACAGCUGCGUGUGGAGACUUUGGAGAAGGACGAACUGCGCGAGGCGUUGGAGCGGCAGACCUCGCGGGCGGAGAGUCUCAUGGAGGAACUCGGGACAGUGAGGCGGGAAGGAGGCUCUCCGAAUAUAGGGCGACUGGCGGAUCGCGGGUGUCAGGUGGAGCCGACGGUGCGGAGCCGGGGAACGCAGGUCGAGGACACAGUUAUGGAGUACAUUCGCGAGUGCACAGAGAUCUCUGAAGAGGCUAUGCAGGGGGACGAGACGGGUCGGGUGCGCUCGAGAGUCAGGGACAUGUUGGACGAGAGAAAUGGGAACCUGCGGGGGAGGUGUCUUUUGCGCCACGAACCCACCUUUCUGUCUUCGCCUCCAGCUGAGGGUCUUUGCUCCAGAAAGGAGUCCGGAGAGAAGUCGAGAAAGGCGAGCGUGCUUGAGGUUGAGGACGACGCUUCGAUCGAUGGAGCUGUUCAAGCAGUGGAAAAUGGAGUUCUUAAAACCGCAAGCAAGGCUGGGACGACGACACCAUCGGAGGGAAAGGGUCUGAAGAUGCUUGGGACUCGCACGUCCAUCGGGUGUGGAGUAGAAAAGGAAGACCAAGCCGGCAAGAAGGAGGCGGACCUGUUCAGCAAAGUCGCCGACGUCGCGUUUCGAGCAAAGGCAGGAAGUGUAGGUCCAUUUCAACGCCGCGGCAGUGAGGCAGAACAGAAGGAUCAGCAAGCGGACACGAGUGGGCAAUCCCGUGGCGAGAGAGGGGCUGAGAUUUCGGAGAGAAACACAACGAGUGACGGACUGGGUUCUAAGGACCCUUCUGGUCGAGACAAGUCCCCCGCUGUAACCGGUAUGAAGCAUUACCGGGACAUAAAAGAAACACCUAGUAUUGACAAAAAACUUCACGCGGACGAGGACGAAGGGAGACAAGCUCGCGAUUUGUCGCGCUCAUCUUCUCGCGAUGGACCUCGUUCAUCUUCUCGCGAUUUCGAUUCCUUCGCUGUAGUGAGGUCCAAAGCUCUCGAAGUUCUCCGGCGUCAGCGUGCAGACCCUUCAGACUGGGAAGGAUGUGAGAAUGUGGAAAAGGAUCAUUUCGGGAGUCGCGAGAGGCACUCGAAUGGGGAAGAGUUCAAGACACAGGGAAACGUUGGUCGAGGUUCACUGAGGCAGGAACCCUUUACCGAUGGAGUGUACCACGACAGGCAGCAGCGCUUCUCAGAGAAAGAACCUGCGAAGCCGAUGUUCACUUCCCUCGCGGAUCCGAGCGUGAGGAGACAUUUUAAGGAGGAAGAAGAACGACGGAAAUUCCAGGAAAAGGCAGAAGAGGAGAUCUUGCGCCUUCUCAAACGCGCAGCUGAGUGCAGCGAGGAAGAUUUGAAAAGGGAAGAACGCUCCGAAAAGGCUACCGAAAAGGGGUCCCGUCUCUUCUCUGGAGAGGAGGUGCGAUUCUUUCCGGCAUCUCUCGACUCCGAACUUGAAAGACUGAAGGAACGGCUGAGGCCGGGGAAUUCGGUUCUCAAAGCAGUUCGAGACACAGGCGCUUUCUCGAAAUUCGGAAGCGAUGAUAACUCUGCCAGAUCGGAUCGCUCUCGACACAACGAGCGCCGUUCGUCUUUGAGUGGGGCGGGUACUGGUGUGGAUGACACUUUUGGGAACUCCAGAGCAGAUAAUCUUCGCGUGGAACCGGCGUCACGGCGACACACUGGAGAAUAUGCCCGAGGAACAAGUUUUCACGGGAACAGAAGACCAGAAACCGUGGAGAGACAGGAAAAAUUGGUGGCAGGAAGAUCGCUCCGGACCUCGCUCAUUGAGACGCUUUCCGCCACCUCUCAUCAAAUUCACGUAGAGCGAAGUGCUGUCAAGUGUGGCCUGGACCACAUGCUGCAAAGGCAGGAACACAGCGGCUGGUUUCCUGGCCGCACGGAAAACUCCAAAGAAUCCGGCGGCACGCAGGCGACCAUUUCUGAACAGAUGAGGGCACUGGAGUCACUGGAGAUGCUGUCGCGACGUGUAAGAACCGGGCGACGCGACGCCAAGCAAUAAGCAACCUAUCGUUACCAUGCACGAUAAGGGGGGAUUGCACUCUUACCGAGACAGGUGAGAUGCAUCCCUUUGAACCUGCAUCCAGAAAAGGCUUACAGAACCGCUCUCUGUUGGCCGAGGUCUGCCCUAUGGAUAUCGUUGCACUCAUCUGCGAGAUGAAAAGCAGCGCCAAUCUGAAGAUGAAAUUCGUGUCGUUUCCGAUGUCGCGAGUGAUGGCAUCGGUAGUCCGUUAUAACCACGGAACUCACUUUGCCGAAUUUGGCUUUGUUCGAGAUUCUCGUGGAGCCUUUGAUCCGAUGGAGAAUCUAAACUCCACAAUGUGUGUAAACUUCUCAAGUUAAGGCGAAUCUGGCAAUCCGAUUGUACCGGCGAUGCAUCGGUAUCCCG